AACGGGAACCUCGGCGGUGCCGGGGGGAUGCUGAGGGGAGCCCUCAGCGCGUGCUGGAGGAGCACAAGGAGUCCCAGCAGCAAACAGGAAUGGAUGUUUGCUCAAGGCAGGCGUGGAGCAGCUCUUGCAGCAAAGCCCGGCUCAAGGCGGCUCUGGUUAAACCCAGCUGUUAAUUGCUGCAGGUUCCAGGUGAAAUGAGCAGCGGAGCCUGGGGUGUUUGCUGGCAGCAGGGCCGGGUGCACAGGGCUCCGGGGGGCCUGCAGGUCCGUGUUUCCCCGGGAUGGAGGUGCCCUCGGUGCUUCUCCUGACCAGGCUCGUGGCAGAAGCUGCUGGAAAAUCCACGGAAAACUCGGCGCCGGCGCCGCCCUGCUGCGAGGGGAUGCUGGACCCCAACGGCUCCUGCGCGCUCGGCCCGCGCUGCGGCACAGGCGGCCCCGAGGCGGCGGCGGCGCUGAUCCUGGGCUCCUUCCUGCUCUGCCUCUUCCUCAUCCUCUCCGUGGCCGCCUUCUUCCACCUCCGGCGCGGCAGCCGGCUGCCGGGGCUGCUGCACGGCCGCAGCAAAGCUUCUGUUCUGCAGCCCAGUGAAACGGCCUCCAUGAUCCCUCCUGCAGCUUCCUCAGUGCGGAAGCCGCGCUACGUCCGCCGCGAGCGCUCGCUCGGCCCGCCCGACAGCCGGGUCAGCAACGUCUGAGCCCGGCCUGGGGAGCCCGGCCUGGAGAGCCCAGCCUGGAGAUCCCGGCCUGGAGAUCCCGGCCUGGAGAUCCCAGCCUGGAGAGCCUGGAGAUCCUGGCCUGGAGAGCCCGGCCCAGCCCAGCCUGGGGAUCCCGGCCUGGAGAUCCCAGCCUGGAGAUCCCGGCCUGGAGAUCCCAGCCCAACCCAGCCUGGAGAUCCCAGCCUGGAGAUCCCAGCCCAACCCAGCCUGGAGAGCCCGGCCUGGAGAUCCCAGCCCAACCCAGCCUGGAGAUCCCGGCCUGGAGAUCCCA
Vidua macroura (Pin-tailed whydah) is the source of this 983-nucleotide messenger RNA. It is a transcript of the gene C23H1orf159, whose product is annotated as chromosome 23 C1orf159 homolog. NCBI's taxonomy places the organism in Eukaryota, Metazoa, Chordata, Aves, Passeriformes, Viduidae. The transcript is spliced from 9 exons. The record is from RefSeq and is a predicted model, not a curated record. The coding region runs from base 281 to 691 and encodes 136 amino acids.